AUGGCAACCAAACCCUACUUCAUGCUCAUUGCCAUCUUCCUCCUCCUAACCUUCACGGCCCUCAAUGUUUCGGCAGAGUCGACGUCCUGUCGGGAAGAGACCUCAUCAUGCCACAACAAAGCGGAGGCCUUGAAGAUGAAGUACAUCGCCAUAGCUUCCAUACUAGUGAUGAGCAUGAUCGGGGUUUGCUUGCCAGUCUAUUCUAACAAGGUGAAGGCUCUUCAGCCCGAUACGAACCUAUUUGUGAUCGUCAAGGCGUUUGCAUCCGGUGUCAUACUCGCCACCGGGUACAUGCAUGUCUUACCUGAUUCGUUUAACGACUUGACAUCCCAGUGCUUGCCCCAAAAGCCGUGGAGGAACUUCCCCUUCACUACUUUUGUGGCAAUGCUAUCUGCUGUUAUGUGCAUGAUGAUCGAUUCAUUUUCAAUGAGUCGUUAUAGAAAAUCUUUUAUUCGAGCUACCCGUAGUGAUGGCGAAGUGAGUCGAGAAAUGAAAAUUGAGGAGGGAUUCAUUACUAAAGAGGAACAACUGAUGAGGCAUCGUGUUGUGGCCAAGGUACUGGAAACAGGUAUUGUAGUGCACUCAGUAGUGAUUGGAUUAUCAAUGGGGUCAUCUCAAAAUCCUUGCACAAUAAGACCGCUCAUUGCUGCAAUUUGUUUCCAUCAACUAUUUGAAGGAAUGGGACUAGGAGGCUGCAUACUACAGGCUGAGUUUAAGAGCAAGAUGAAGUUAAUAAUGGUGUUCUUCUUUUCAUGCACAACACCAUUUGGGAUAGCAUUAGGGAUUGCGUUGAAUACUGUAUACAGUGACACCAGUCCGAAGUCUCUGAUUGUGGAAGGUUUGCUAAAUGCUUGUUCUGCAGGGCUGCUCAACUAUAUGGCAUUGGUGGAUCUGCUAGCAGCUGAUUUUAUGGGUUCUAAACUGCAAGGAAAUAUGAAGCUCCAAGUAUGGUCGUACAUUGCAGUUCUUUUAGGGGCAGGAGGCAUGUCAGUAAUGGCCAUUUGGGCAUAG
Messenger RNA from Fragaria vesca subsp. vesca, 1011 nucleotides. Its product is annotated as fe(2+) transport protein 1-like. Gene Ontology annotation, cellular component: plasma membrane. Gene Ontology annotation, molecular function: zinc ion transmembrane transporter activity. The coding region runs from base 1 to 1011 and encodes 336 amino acids. The transcript is spliced from 3 exons. The record is from RefSeq and is a predicted model, not a curated record. Lineage: Eukaryota; Viridiplantae; Streptophyta; Magnoliopsida; Rosales; Rosaceae. Gene Ontology annotation, biological process: zinc ion transmembrane transport.